GUGUGUGUGUGUGCGGGGGGGGGGAUUGUACGCGCAUACAAUAGCCUGUCCUUUUCUUCUCUCUCUCUUUCUCUCUCUCCUCUCAUCUCAUCUGUAAUCUGUAUCUGUAUCUGUAUCUGUAUGAUAAUCUCUUCUCGUGGAUCUAAUCUCUUCCUACCAUUCAUCCUUCUACCUCACCUUCUUCACUUCUUCAUCAUGCUCUCUUUUUAGCUUUCUUCAUCAGAUCUGCCUUUCCUUUUCUUAAUCCUUGUGUGUUUUUGUCGGCAAUUAGGGAUUUUUGAUUCCCCUUUUUUUCUUCAAGAAAUGUCUUCAUUUCGAACAGAUCUGGCUAUUUCUAGGAUUUAUCCAGAACCCAUGUUAGAUUACAGCUGUGAAUAUGAUUCUGACGCUAUUGACCAAUUUGAUAGAUUACCAGAUUCUCUGCUUUUAUUGGUUUUCAAUAGGAUCGGCGAUGUCAAAGCUCUUGGUCGUUGUUGUGUUGUUUCUAAAAGAUUCCAUGCUUUGGUUCCUCAAGUUGAUAACGUUGUCGUUAGGGUUGAUUGUGUUAUCUCCGAUGAUGAUUCUUCAUCGGCUGCGUCUUCUUCAGAUAAGUCUCGUUCUCCCUUCUCUAGUCUUGUUCGUCUCAUUUUUGGAAAUAUAAUUAAGCCCAUCCAAGUUUUGAGCCAGUUCUUAGGCCCGAAACGAUCUGGUCCGGGUGGUGUUCUGGCAACUGGACCGUCUUCCUCGUCUCCGUCGACUUCUUUGUUGGUAGGUAAUGGGGUUAAUGAUGAAGAUGGAGAGCAAGGAAGUGUAACUCACCAUUCCCCUACUCAAGUUUUGAAAAAUUUUAAUGAGAUACGUUUCCUGAGAAUUGAGCUUCCAAGUGGUGAAUUGGGCAUUGAUGAUGGGGUUUUGCUUAAAUGGAAGGCUGAUUUUGGGUCUACUUUAGAUAAUUGUGUUAUUCUUGGUGCAUCUUCCGUUGUUUACAAUGCUAAAUCCAGUCAAGUGAAUGAAAAUGACCAACUUAGCGAGGAUAAUGGAAGUAUACCUGAAUCAUUCUACACCAAUGGGGGUCUAAAAUUGAGGGUGGUUUGGACUAUUAGCUCGUUAAUUGCUGCAUCAGCCAGACACUACUUAUUGCAACCCAUAAUUGGGGAACAUCAAACAUUGGAUAGUCUAGUUUUAACUGAUACGGAUGGUCAGGGGGUGCUGUGUAUGAACAGAGAUCAGUUGGAGGAGUUGAGGGUGAAGCCCUUAUCGCCUUCGUCGGCAUCCAAGAGGACUCUUGUGCCUGCAUUGAAUAUGAGAUUGUGGUAUGCGCCCCAUUUGGAGCUUCCUGAUGGGGUUGUAUUGAAGGGGGCAACAUUAGUUGCUAUAAGACCUAGUGAGCAGUCUGGUGUUAAUGCUAAGAAAGAGAUUUCGGACCUGUCUUGGGUUUCCACUGCAUUUGAAGAGCCUUACGGGACAGCCGCUAAGAUGCUUGUAAAAAGACGGACAUAUUGCCUUGAGAUGAACUCCUUUUGAUGAGUACUGAUUGCAGGGAGCAUGGUGUGUCAAAAAAGGAGGUUCAAAGACAGGAAAUACAAUUUUGUUCGCACAACUUAUGAGCGAGAAUGGUGCGCCCUUCGGAGGCAAUGUUGCGGAAUUGUAUGGCUGAGGCGCUAAUGAUAUGUCGCUUGUACAGAACGAACUGAACUCAUCCGGUGCCUUUCAUGAUAUGUCAAGUAUAAAAAACAUGAAGCCAUAGCCGCAAGCAUGGUACAAAGCUAGAACUUUUCAGUUUGUGAAUGUUUAAUAAUCAUCACUUGUCGAUUGUGAAUAUUGUAGGCAUGAAUAUGUUGAUGCUUUAUUUGAUGUAAGUUUUUUAUAUCAUCAAGCAGUGUAAUUUUGCACUCUGAUGUUCUUCCACUCCCUCUAGUCUUUUAUCAUCCCAACUUUGAGAAACAUAAUAACAUCUAUAAAGUAGUCCUUCAUUGUGUA
Messenger RNA from Amaranthus tricolor (Joseph's coat), 1959 nucleotides. Its product is annotated as F-box protein At4g18380-like. The transcript has 2 exons. The record is from RefSeq and is a predicted model, not a curated record. Bases 304 to 1503 code for a protein of 399 amino acids. NCBI's taxonomy places the organism in Eukaryota, Viridiplantae, Streptophyta, Magnoliopsida, Caryophyllales, Amaranthaceae. Gene Ontology annotation, molecular function: protein binding.